Coffea arabica (coffee) is the source of this 1246-nucleotide messenger RNA. RefSeq names its product putative SNAP25 homologous protein SNAP30. NCBI's taxonomy places the organism in Eukaryota, Viridiplantae, Streptophyta, Magnoliopsida, Gentianales, Rubiaceae. The record is from RefSeq and is a predicted model, not a curated record. Gene Ontology annotation, cellular component: plasma membrane; SNARE complex. Gene Ontology annotation, molecular function: SNAP receptor activity.
UCCAUUCCUCUGACCUUGUCUUUCUUUUCUGCCAUUCUGCGCGUAGGAGAGAAGAACUUUCACAACGUUCCAACUUUUCUUCAUCUCCUACGCCUCAGAAUCUUCAUUGCCAUUUGCAGUACAAAGCUUGUUAUAUAAAGCAUUUAGCUGAUUCUGCACCAGGUACAGCCAGCAGCUAGAUUACCAUUUAUCAGAUCACUUGUCCGUAGAAAAACCUAUAGACAAAAAUGUUUGGUUUUAUGAAAAGCAAGCCGGCUUCUACAAGUACUAGCCCUCUUCAUUAUGAUGCUGCCGGACAGGAUAAGAAUGCAACCAUGACACCUGCAAGAAGAACUUCUUCUGAACCAGUGCUUAUUACAUCAGAUAUGGAUGAUGAUGAUGAUGAUUAUUUUGGAAGAGGUACAGCCACUAGGAAUAAGAAUAGAAAUAAAAAUAGUCCUGCUGACAAGAAAGAACUGGACAACAUGUCUGUUCAACAAUUAGAGGAUUAUGCGGUGGACCAAGCUCGGCAGACCACAAAUUCUGUGAACAAUUGCCUCAAAAUUGCGGAGGACAUGAAACAGGAUGCUACUCGUACUCUUGAAACCUUGCACGCGCAGGGCGAGCAAAUUACCCGGACUCAUAUGAUGGCUGCAGAUUUAGACCGUGAUUUGAGCAAGGGUGAAAAAUUGUUGAACAAUCUCGGGGGCAUGUUCUCGAUGCCCUGGAAGCCCAAAAAGACCAGGGAGAUCACAGGGCCGAUGAUAACACAAGAUAAUAAUUCGAAAGCAAAGAAAGCUAGUGCAGAGCAAAGAGAGAAGCUAGGAUUAGCUCCCAUUCCCAAAGGAAAGCAAACCUCUCGUACACCUCCUCCUGAACCAACGAAUGCCUUGCAGAACGUUGAGCUGGAGAAGGCAAAGCAAGAUGAUGCCCUUGGCGAUCUGAGCAAUAUACUGGGUGAUCUCAAGGGCAUGGCUCUUGAAAUGGGAUCCGAGCUUGAUACGCAAAACAAAGCUAUGGAUCAUCUGUCAGUUGAGGUGGAUGAAUUAAACUCAAGGGUGAAAGGUGCCAAUCAGCGUGCCCGCAAGUUACUUGCGAAGUGAGAGACGAUAUUGCAGGACAGCAGCUUUCUCCAACGCCAUUUUUUUCAUUCUUGAUUUGCAUAGUUUCUUGGUUCAACAACUUGUGUCCAUUUUAGCGUCUUGUAAAAUCUAUUCUUUUUUAGUGAUCAAGGAAAUAAAGUUUCCGAAAUGCAAUUUUGCAUCUC